Molecule: messenger RNA, 783 nt
Organism: Ilyonectria robusta
Lineage: Eukaryota; Fungi; Ascomycota; Sordariomycetes; Hypocreales; Nectriaceae
Exons: 1
Coding region: 1-783 (260 amino acids)
Source: RefSeq, a predicted model, not a curated record
AUGGCCCGCAUUCUCAUCACUGGUUCUGCCGACGGCUUCGGCCUCGAGGCUGCUCGUCAGCUGGUUCAACGCAAGCACACCGUUUAUUUACACGCCCGCAAUGCCAAGCGUGCUGCCGAUGCCAAGGCGGCCUGUCCCGGCGCGGCUGGAGUAUUUAUUGCGGAUCUGUCCAACGUUUCGGAGACAAAGAAGCUCGCCGAAGAAGUCAAUGCUACUGGGGACUUUGAUGCCAUCAUCCUCAACGCCGGCAUGCUCUACGGUCCUUUCCGCAAGACGGCCGAUACUGGCAUCCCGGCUAUGGUUGUUGUCAACGUUCUGGCCCCCUAUAUUCUCGCCAGCCUCUUGAACCCCCCCAAGCGACUCAUCUUCAUUUCCUCUCAACUGCACCGCGAUGCCACCAAUCUCAGCGCCGAUGACAUUUUUUGGUUGGAGCGUGGCGAGAGUGCUUUCCAGGACUUCCCCGCCUAUUGCGAUUCCAAGCUGCAUGUGAUGCUGCUUGCAAAUGCCUUUGCGAGAAGACUCAAGAACACGUCGGUUCUUUCGGUUCACCCGGGAUGGGUUGCCACCAAGGUUGGAGGCGAGGGAGCCCCUGACAAGUUAGAGGACGGCGUGGAGACGUACGUCAUGUUGGCUGAAGGGGACUACGAUCAGAGUCUCACUGGCAAGUACUUUGACCCUAAGCGAAAGCAAGCCACUCCUCUUCCCUUGUCAGGAGAUGUGAGCUUGCAGGAUAAGGUCGUUGAAGCGUGCGAGAAAGUUGUUGGUCUGAAGCUUCCCGCCUAG